Besnoitia besnoiti is the source of this 918-nucleotide messenger RNA. RefSeq names its product putative carbonyl reductase 1. The record is from RefSeq and is a predicted model, not a curated record. The transcript has 7 exons. Bases 1 to 918 code for a protein of 305 amino acids. Lineage: Eukaryota; Apicomplexa; Conoidasida; Eucoccidiorida; Sarcocystidae. Gene Ontology annotation, molecular function: oxidoreductase activity.
AUGGAGAAGAAGCGCGUUGCCCUGGUUACUGGCGGAAACAAGGGCAUCGGCCUGUUUGUCGUGAAGAGGCUCUGCGAGCGUCUUCCGACAGACAAAUGGGUUGUGGUCUUGGGAACGCGCCAAGUCGCCAAUGGAGAGGAGGGCGUGGCGCAGCUGAAGCGCUACAGUUUGCCGCUGAGCCCUACAGUGCAGCAGCUGGACAUCACUGACAAAGCGAGCUGCGAGAAAAUGAAAACCUUUCUGCAAGAGAAGUUCGGCGGCCUCGACCUCCUCGUGAACAACGCGGGCUUUGCUUUUAAGCGAGACGCGACGGAGUCCAAGUACGAACAGGCGAAGAAGACGAUUGGCGUCAACUACUACGGCACGAAGCAGGUGACAGACAUUCUGCUUCCGCUGAUGCGCGACGGCGGGAGAAUCGUCUCAGUCGCUUCGAUGUGCGGCAAAUGGGGCCUGGACCGCAUGACUGAGCAGCACCGGCGGCAAGUUCUUUCUCCCGAGUUGACUUUCGAGAAACUCGACAGCAUGAUGGAGGCGUACAUCACCGCCGCGAAGACUGGCAGCCUCUCGAGUCAAGGCUGGCCAGAGAGCACUUACGAAAUGUCCAAGACUGCAGUGAUCGCUGCGACGCAUCUGUGGGCGCUAGCUGCAGACAAGAACGAGCUGGGACCGAACGGCGCCAAGGGCAUGUUCGUCGCCUGCUGCUGCCCUGGGUGGUGCAAAACCGAUAUGGCAGGCUGGGAGCAGCCGCCGCUGAGCGCGGACGACGGCGCUGAACGCGUGGCUGACCUCGCACUCAGAGGCGGGGCGAACGAGCAGGGGCAGUUUUUGAUGGAGAAGCGAGUCGUGCCUCUCGGCUUUUCGCAGCGAUUCACCAGCCAGCCCAUGCCCGUGCAAACCUGGCUCGCCGCGAGCGCCUAA